Gallus gallus (chicken) is the source of this 2044-nucleotide messenger RNA. RefSeq names its product SUN domain-containing protein 3-like. The transcript is spliced from 9 exons. Gene Ontology annotation, biological process: nuclear envelope organization. Bases 1075 to 1995 code for a protein of 306 amino acids. Gene Ontology annotation, cellular component: meiotic nuclear membrane microtubule tethering complex; nuclear envelope. Gene Ontology annotation, molecular function: protein-membrane adaptor activity. NCBI's taxonomy places the organism in Eukaryota, Metazoa, Chordata, Aves, Galliformes, Phasianidae. The record is from RefSeq and is a predicted model, not a curated record.
AGACGGGGAGCUGUUGGAGAGGACCCAGAGGAGGGCCACAGUGAUGAUCAGAGGGCUGGAGCACCUCCCCUACGAAGACAGGCUGAGGGAGCUGGGCUUGUUCAGCCUGGAGAAGCGAAGGCUGAGAGGUGACGUCAUUGUAGCUAGCCUUCCAGUACCUGAAGGGAGCCUAUGAGCAGGAGGGAAGUCACCUCUUUGCACGGGUAGAUAAUGGCAGGACGAGGGGAAAUGGUUUUAAGUUGAGGGAGGGAAGAUUUAGGUUGGAUAUGUGGAGGAAGUUCUUUACAGAGAAAGUGGGGAGGCGCUGGCACAGGCUGCCCAGAGAUGUUGUGGAUGCCCCGUCCCUGGAGGUGUUCAAGGCCAGGUUGGAUGGGGCCCUGGGCAGUCCGGUCUAGUAUUAGAUAUGGAGGUCGGUAGCCCUGCAUGCGGCAAGGGGGCUGGAGCUUGAUGACCCUUGAGGUCUCUUCCAACCCAAGCUAUCCUAUGAUUCUGUGAUCCCCAUGCUCUUCCCCUGUGGGCUACUUGUAAAUUUGCAGUGGCGUGCCUUGUCAUCUUUUGAAAAGCAGCAACUUUUAUUCAUGUAUGCGCAUGGAAAUGGUCACGAGCAGGAAGAACUGCGUGCAGUUUUUUCCUGUUGGUGUUUUCUACAGGAACCGCCAUUUGCAGUCCCUCACGUCUGCUUGUGCCAUGGCUGUAAUGCAACGCUGUGUGACAUAAAGAGCAUCAAAAGUAGGGACUGAAAAAGGCGGCCUGUAGCUCCCAGCCUGUCCCCCUUCAGCGGGAUCCUACCAAGCAGGCUGCUUGGCAGGAGGUGCUGUGGUCUUGUAGGAUCUUUCCUCCUGCCGGCAGGAGGUGCAAAACCUGUUCCCUGUCAGGCUGGGCUGUUCCUCAAAACAUGGCGCUGCCUCCUCUGCGGUGACAUCACUGACCACUGUGAAGUCACAAUGGGCCCUCAGCCCAGAGGCAGCUUGUCCCCACGCCUCCGGCACUCUCGGUCCUGACAGCACAGCUGUUGGAGAGGGUUUGGCUCACUGCUUAGGGAGCUGCGUGUUUUGUUCCUUGUGCUGCAAGGAAAUGGAGCAACAAGGACACGGCGAGCGGGGGAACUGGCAAACUAAGGUUUGGAAGACAGUUGCCCUGGUGCUGGUCACAGUGGCUGUGGCGUCCUUCGGUGUUUAUUGCGUCGGAGGUCUUGUUGAAGGUAUAAAGACAACAGCGGGAGUGACUGCAAGGCUGGUGCGCCGUGAUGGGGAAAUUGUGAGCCUUGAUGAAGAGCUUGCUAAGGUCCAGCGGCAGCUUCAUGUCCUGCAGUGGAGAGCGAGGGACAUCACCGAGCGUGCUCUCCACGAAGCCCUGAGGAGAACUGAGCUCCCAGGCUUUACAGGCGAGGCUGUUCAAAAGAUCAUUCACCAAGUACUGGAGAAGCUGGAAGAAAGCCCAUUCCAGAUGACCAAUUAUGCCAGCAAAACUUCAGGCGCCGCUAUCGUUCGUUCCAAGACUUCUCCCUCCUGGAUUGGAAGUGGGCGAGUCUUUUGGCAGUCGCUGCCUCUGGUGGCUUAUAUGAGGCCUCCUGAGGUGAUUCUGGAGCCUGACAAUCAUCCAGGUAACUGCUGGCCCUUCCCAGGAAGUCAAGGGCACGUCUUCAUCAAGUUGCCUGUGGCCGUCUUCCCCACGGCAGUUACGAUAAACCACGGGGUUCCAGCAGCAGCAUACCAUGCAGACAGCAUCUCCAGUGCUCCAAAGGACUUUGCUGUCUAUGGCCUGCAGGAGGAAGAUGAUGAGACAGGAACGUUGCUGGGAGAGUUCAUCUUCAUGCCAGGCCAGGCUCCCGGUCAGACCUUCCAGCUGAAGAACGAGCACUCUGCGUUCAUCAAGUACGUAAGGCUGCAAGUGCUGAGCAACUGGGGCCACCCGGAGUACACCUGUGUGUAUCAAUUCAGGCUCCACGGCGAUCCAGCCCCUGAUGGUGACGCGAGGGGAAAGCUAUCUGCCUAGGGGAAUGCUGGCUGGCUUACUUCUCAAUAAAUUACUUUAAUAUUUCUCA